AGUUAUUGUGUGUUAUUUUUAAUUAAACAUGAUAGAGGCGCCUUGAAAGAUGUUUCAAAUGAUAAAAAGCAAGACAAAUUCAUUGAUAUCAGAUAUAUAUUACCUGCUCAGAUAGAUUAUUGGAUUAAUAUAUCUAGAUUACGUCCUCUGAGAAGAUGUAGUUUGCACAUGAUUGACGGUAAUAUGAUUUCUGCUUUUAUUGAGAGAUGGCACGCAGAGACUAGCUCAUUUCACCUGCCAUUUGGUGAAAUGACUAUUACUCUUGACGAUGUUAGGGGUCUUUUGAGCAUACCAUGCUAUGGAGAGUUUUUCACACCUCCCGCUAAUGUCAAUGAAGAUUUGGCAAUUGCUGCUGCUGUUGAGUUGGGAGUUGCUUAUGAUGAAGCUGUAACUGAAACUAGGACCAAUAUAGGUGCCUCAUAUAGUUUUGAGUGGUUGAAAGUUUUAUUUUUCAAGCAACUUCGUGAAGGACGAUAUGAAUGUGCAACGAGGGCAUACCUACUUCAUUUGGUAGGUUGUACCAUUCUAGCUGAUAAAAGUUUUACCCUUGUAUCUGCAAAAUAUCUAUUUAUUUUUCAAGACCUUGAUACUUGUGGUAAAUGGGCAUGUGGACCAGCUGCACUUGUUUUAUAUGACUAUCUUAGAGAUAAUACAUUGCCUGCAACGAAACAGAUUUGAUGAUAUUUAUCUCUAUUGCAGACAUGGAUUUAUGAGCAUCUUCCUGACAUUUGUAAAUGGGGUAUGGAUGAGCCUAUAUCUUCAAUGUCACGGAUGUUUCGAUGGACUGCAAAACAAACAUCUGGGAAUGCUGCAUACUACAGAACAAAGCUGGAUGCUUUGAGAGAUACUGAUAUUAUCUGGACGCAGAAUUACGAUGAGAACUCUAUGACACGAUUUCAGCUUGUGUCAUUGUUUACAUGAUACAUUGGUUGGUGUUCCACGAUAGUACCAUAUUUACCAGAGAGGUGCAUACGACAGUUUGGGUAUACUCAACACAUCCCUCCUACACUACCGAUGCUCAUUGUACGUGAUGUUGAUGUUGAAUGGAGUAUGUACAGGAACUCUGUACAAUCACUUCGUGCUACAUUGCAUCCUGUAUAUCCACAUGAGUGUGUUGAUUGAUACAUUCAGUGGUACUAUAGGAUAUCUCAUCAUCGGAUGAACCCUUACGUUGAUGCAUAUGUUGAUGCUGGUCUUGGUCCUAGUCAUAAUGUUGGUCCUAGUCAUGAUGAUGGUCUUGAUACUAGGUGUACACGGUGUCGCAAAAUUGGUGGUCUUAUACAGCAGAGUUUAGAUUUACAUGUGGGUGGUCCUGAAGAUCAGAUGCGUGUCUUAUUAGAGAGAGCUUUACACAUUUCUAGAAGAGGAGAUUAUCAGUAGUAUUAUAGUUGUAUUAUUCAGACUUAUUUAUGCGUGUCUUGAUAUAGGUGUAUUAUUCAGACUUAUUUAUGUGCGACUUAUUUAUUAAGACUUAUUUAUUUUAU
Messenger RNA from Cicer arietinum (chickpea), 1484 nucleotides. NCBI's taxonomy places the organism in Eukaryota, Viridiplantae, Streptophyta, Magnoliopsida, Fabales, Fabaceae. The record is from RefSeq and is a predicted model, not a curated record.